Messenger RNA from Moneuplotes crassus, 2940 nucleotides. NCBI's taxonomy places the organism in Eukaryota, Ciliophora, Spirotrichea, Euplotida, Euplotidae. The record is from the annotation of a GenBank genome assembly.
AUGCCAGCAAAUCCUUUUGCUGAUAAGAUUAAUGGGGAUGACAGUAAUAGUGACACAGAGGCCCAAAAUAUCAAAAUUUCAGACUAUAAUGAUAUUUUCAAGCAAGUUGAGAAGGAUUUGGGAGUGAAAUAUUCAGGUAAUGGCAGUUCAGAGGAAAUUACUAAUUCUAGCCAAACAAGGGAGAAAAUUUCAUUCCCUUUAGUCCCAGGCCAAGCAGUUGCUACCUUAGAAGAACUUGUUGUAGAUCUAGAAAAGGCAAGGUCUUCUAAGAAUCAUAAACUUAUUGUUUCUCUUUGAUCUACUUGUUCAAAGAAAGUCACGGAUCCGGGAGAAAAAGUGAGAUAUCUGUCUGAGAAGUUCAGGUCUCUUGAAGCUCUAGAUCUUCCCAAGCUUUGUGAAGAGACUGCUAAUGAGAUUCUCAAAUAUGAGCCUCAAAAUGUGCAGUUCAAGUUUUACCAAACCAAGCUUCUUAUCAAGAACAGCAAGAAUAUUUGGGAUAGUCAGAUAGAGUACUUAAGAGCACGAUGCCUAAUUGAGAAAGAGUUAGCUCGUUAUCCAGAAGACUACGAUUUAAACAAAUUCCUUGGAGAGCUAGAACAAAUUUACUACUCUCUCAAGAUCAAGAUUGAGCAGAAGAAAGUCUCCUCCAAGAGCUACAUGCAGAUAGGAGGUAGUAACAUAAACUGUACAGUUGGAAUUGGAACUGAUGAAAGUACCAAAGAGAAGUAUAUUACUCUAGAUGAGUUAUACUCAAAGAAGAUUUCUUCCAUUGCUACAGGGGACUUCCACACCCUGAUCAUCUGUGAAAAUCUUGGAGAGAAAGAUGGGAAUGACAAAAUUAACACUAAUGUAGGGGAUACUGAUAUCAUAGCCUUUGGUCUGAACCAACAUGGGCAAGUCAACUCAGUGCCGUCUGAGGAAUCUGUAAAAACUCCUAAGAUUGUACCAUUCUUUAUAGGAAAGAAGCCACAACUUGUCUCUGCUUGCAGAUCAAGAUCAGUAGCUCUUGUAGACAAUGGGAAGGUAUAUGAGUGGGGCUUCUUAGGAUCCGAGAAGAAACAGUUCAAUAUCCUUUAUGAUUUUUACUCAGAAGACUCUAUCCUUGACUCUGAAGAUGAAAUCAUUGACAUCAAAUGAGGCCUUGAGUACACUCUGUUCCUUUCUAAAGAAGGAAAAGUCUAUAUCAUCGGCACAAUUAGCCAAAUGGGAGAGUUCGUCUUUGAAAGUGGAGAGCUCAUUAGUCUUAAUGAGGAGUUUUGCAAAUCUGGAAUUCUGGAUUACGCUCCUUCCUUUGCGAAAGACUUCAUUAAAUCUCAAAUGAAAGAGAGAGGAGAGGAAGAAGAAAAUAAACAAAUCCUUAUCAGGAAAAUGGAUGCUGGAUAUUCACACUGUAUGUUUCUUGAUUCUCAAGGAAUUGUCUAUGUCUUUGGAGCAGGUCAUUUCGGACAGCUUGGUCUUGGAUUUGACGAUAUUAAAGCGAAGAGACCUGCAAUUUUGGAAGAGCUAAAUGACGGGCUUGAUAAAAUUGUCAAUAUUUCUUGUGGUGCAAAUUGUUGAGUAGCAUACACUGAAUUAGGAUUACUAUAUAGCUGGGGAAUGCUUAAUGAUGGAGAUCCAGACACGAUUAAUUAUUUUCCUACCAUCCUCGGAGUACCUGAAAAUACAACAUUGUCACACAUAAAUGCUCAAUCUCGAGAAAUUAUGGCUUGUGAUGUGCAUGGAGAUCUUUACCAUUGAGAUUUAGAGUUCAGAAGAAGAUUAGAAAAUGUUGAUAAGGACAAAUUUCUUGACAAAAAUAACAGGGAUUUCUUCAUCAGGAAGGUAUUCUGUGGAAGAAGUAUGAGGAUUCUCCUAGACUCACUUCUCAGUCCUGAAAAAUCCAUUGUCUGACAAAAAGUUGAGACAAUGGAGACACUUAUCGAAAAUGAAAUUAUAAUAGAACUUUCUGACAUCUUAAGCGAACCAUUUUCCAUUUCUUCGGAACAAAAGUUUGAAAUUUUUAGCAAAAUCAGAAUUUUAUUUACCCAGUCAAAGAGUUUUAAUCUCUCAAACUUUAAGAUUUCUGAAUAUAAUCCUGAGAAAAAAGAGGAACCAAAGAAGCCAAAAUUUAAAAGAAAGAUACCAAGAGAGGAUGACGAAGAGGAAGAAAAGAUUAUCACCACUAAAGCUGCUAAAACAACGACUAAUUUCAAUACGAAGAAAAAGAAGCCAGUUGGUGGGACUAAGGCUAAGAAGCCUAAGGCUCCUGUAAAGCCAGGCAAGCCAAAGACCUCUAAAGUUGCUAAAAGACCUGAGACUACAAAGGCCAGGGAGAAGCCUAAGGUUCAAAAAGAUGAUACAGUUGAAGAGGAGAAACUUGAAGAUCCUAUUGAUGUUAAAGAAGAACUCCUGUUUCUUCAAGGUUCAGUGAAUAUAGUCAAAUUCAAGACUUAUUAUGAAAUCGAUAAUGAAUUCCCGAGUAAAAUCUCGCUAAAAAUCCUGCCUCAGAAUGGUGAUGAGUACGAGAAUGUGUACUGAAGAAUCUUCGUGGACUCAAUUGAGGUUAAAAAAUCAAAUUUCCAGUUGCAAAUAGUCAAGUCCCAGCUGCAUCUAGAUUUAGAAGCAGAGAACGAAAGACUCCGAGAACGUGAGCUUAAAAUCCAAGAACAAAGAAGACUCGACAAACUGAAAGAACUCGAAGAAAAGGAGAGGAAAAGGAAGGAAAAGGAGGAAGAAAGACUCAGACAACAAAAACUCAAAGAAGAAGCAGCAAAAAGACGGAAGGAAGAAACUAUGAAGAGAGCCCAAGAGGCUCUUAUUAAGGCCAAGGAAGCCAGAGAGAAAGAACUCCAACUGAAGGAAGAGGAGAGAAAGAUGAGGAAAGAAAUGAGAACAGGCGGUGGGUUUAAUAUGGCUUUACAUAGAGCAAAACUUGAAGAAGCCAAAAAGGAAGAACCUUAA